Messenger RNA from Sphenostylis stenocarpa, 2226 nucleotides. NCBI's taxonomy places the organism in Eukaryota, Viridiplantae, Streptophyta, Magnoliopsida, Fabales, Fabaceae. The record is from the annotation of a GenBank genome assembly.
AUGGAGUUGCAAUUUGGAGUUUGCCGUGGCUAUCAUUUCCUCUUGAGAACUGCUGCUCAAUCAAUGAGUGGUGGCAUAUUAAAAAAGAUUCAAGGCUUGGUGUUGAAAUGGAUACUUAUAUUAUCUUGCCUGGCAUUUAUGAUUGUGGCUGGUGUAAAUGAUAAAACAACGGAGCUACCUUCUUUAUAUGAUUCUAGAUCACCUUUGGCCUUUGUUGUUGUUCAUGAUCUACCUCUACCAGCGAAUCUCCAUGUGUCAAAGCAUGUGCUUUCUCACGGUGCACCAAUUGAAGCACUUUCACCAGUCAAUCCUCCUUCAUACGGUCCUUUCACAAGUAAUGGCCAAUCCCCUACAAGUUCACAUUUAUCCAUACCAUUCAAGAAGAAGAGUGAAAUGAAACCUCCAAUUUCUAGCUUUAAAUAUAUUGCUCCUGUGCAUUCUUCUGCAGCUGCAGGCCCUUCUGCUUUGACUCAGCCACCGUUGUCUCCUUAUGCUUCCAAUUGUUGUAAACAAGACAUGGUGCUGAAAAGAGGCAGUAAGAGUUGCAACUGUGCAUAUCCCAUAAAGCUAGACCUUUUUCUUUCGAAUGUCUCUCAAAAUCCUAGUUGGAAUGAUUUUCUUGAUGAAUUAGCUGUCCAGCUUGGGUUGCGAAAUACCCAGAUUGAACUGAUAAACUUUUAUGUACUCAGUGUAUCAACAUUAAAUAUUUCAAUGAAUAUUACUCCACAUAAAGGCAUCAGUUUCUCUGCCAAUGAAGUUUCUAAAAUUAACUCAUCGCUUUCAAUGCAUAAGGUUCAACUAGACCCUCAAUUAGUGGGUGGCUAUCAACUUCUCAAUAUAACGUGGUUUGAACCACCAGCUCCUUCACCAGCUCCUAUUUUAGCUGCAUCACCUGUGAAAACACCUUUCUAUCAUUCACCUACUGCUACAUCAUCAUCAUCAUCCAGUCCUUCAGGAAGGCAUUCGAAUCUGUUUCUUAUUCUUGGAAUUGCUAUUGGCAUAAUCUUCAUUGCUAUCAUAUCUGUACUUAUAUUCUGUUUAUGUACAUUCCUGCCAAAAGCAAACACUCCUCCCAUUGAAACUGAAAAGCCAAGGACAGAGAGUACAAUUUCAGCUGUGGGUUCUCUUCCCCACCCAAGUAGUACACGAUUUAUUGCUUAUGAAGAGCUUAAAGAAGCAACAAACAACUUUGAAACAGCAAGUGUACUUGGAGAAGGAGGGUUUGGCAGAGUUUUUAAAGGUGUCUUGAAUGAUGGUACUCCUGUAGCAAUUAAGAGGCUUACAAGUGGAGGGCAACAGGGUGACAAAGAGUUUUUGGUUGAGGUUGAGAUGCUUAGCCGGUUGCAUCAUCGUAACCUUGUAAAACUAGUGGGAUACUUCAGUAAUCGUGACUCAUCACAAAAUUUACUUUGCUAUGAGCUUGUCCCUAAUGGAAGUUUGGAGGCUUGGCUUCAUGGUCCUUUGGGAAUUAAUUGUCCUUUGGACUGGGACACCAGAAUGAAAAUUGCGCUUGAUGCUGCAAGGGGACUUUCAUACCUGCAUGAAGACUCGCAGCCCUGUGUCAUACAUAGAGACUUCAAGGCAUCCAACAUAUUGCUUGAGAACAACUUUCAUGCUAAGGUUGCAGAUUUUGGUCUUGCUAAGCAAGCACCUGAAGGCAGAUCUAAUUAUUUGUCUACUCGUGUCAUGGGGACAUUUGGGUACGUAGCUCCUGAAUACGCCAUGACUGGACACCUACUUGUUAAAAGUGAUGUUUAUAGCUAUGGCGUUGUCUUACUGGAACUGCUUACUGGUAGGAAGCCUGUGGAUAUGUCACAGCCAACUGGACAAGAGAACCUUGUUACUUGGGCUAGGCCAAUCCUUCGAGAUAAGGACAGGUUGGAAGAGAUUGUUGAUCCAAGCCUUGGGGGAAAGUAUCCCAAGGAAGAUUUUGUACGUGUUUGCACUAUUGCUGCAGCCUGUGUUGCUCCCGAAGCAAACCAACGACCCACAAUGGGUGAAGUGGUGCAGUCACUUAAAAUGGUGCAGCGCAUCACAGAAUACCAUGAUUCUGUAUUAGCCUCAUCCAAUACUCGAACCAACCUGAGACAGUCCUCUAGUACUUUUGAAUUUGAUGGAACAUCUUCUGUGUUCUCUUCGGGUCCUUACUCUGGUCUAAGUGCCUUUGAAAAUGACAACAUUUCUAGGACGGUGGUUUUCUCUGAAGACCUUUGUGAAGGACGAUGA